AUGACCCCAAGUGCGAAUCAGCACACAGUUCUUCGUUCCCACUUCGUCUCACUUUCGGGCCAUGGUGACGAAUUUGAUAGUAUCUCCGAUCUCUGUGGUACUGUACGUUCUGGUGUCUUUCUGGAAGAAGCUGUUGUGCCAUACUUGCCUGUCCAUCCGGAAUCUACAGUACCACUCAACGCGUACUUGUAUGACUUCUACAAGCAUGGCGAUCUGAACGCCCUAGAGAAAGCAAACAAGAUCCGCAGGUCCGAUGUCUGGUUCCACCUGAACGACUUCUCUCUCGUCCGCGCAACGAUCAUAACAGCUUUGACUAACUUCAUGAAACCCUCCUCACCAUCCGAGGCAGACGCAACUGAUCUGAAAGGCAGUGGCGACGUGCAUGAAGAAUCAAAGGACGAUAACAUGACAAUCGGAAGCCACGAAAAUGCAGGACAGGAAGGCAAUGACUCAGCCUCAACAAACGUCUGGGCUCCAAUUGGAGUCUGGGAUGAUGAGGAUGAUGAGAUGGAGGGAUGGGAUGAUGUAGACAUGCGCCUACCAAAGGUACUAAAAGCGUUUUUGUGUUUGAAGGGGGCGUUUGAUGGUAAAUUCAAGCAGAUGUGGGCUUAG
This is a messenger RNA of Alternaria arbusti, 612 nucleotides long. RefSeq lists its product as uncharacterized. Bases 1 to 612 code for a protein of 203 amino acids. The record is from RefSeq and is a predicted model, not a curated record. Lineage: Eukaryota; Fungi; Ascomycota; Dothideomycetes; Pleosporales; Pleosporaceae. The transcript has 2 exons. Gene Ontology annotation, cellular component: cytoplasm.